CCCGCCGCGGGACGGGUAACGGUUACGAAGCACUUUCUGGGCGGCGAUUUCUGCUUAGUCAUUGUCUUCCAGGAAACGGCUCCCGCGGCGACCGCCAGCCGGCUCUCCCGCGGCGGCCCCCGGUGCGUCCACUCCCGGCCGGCCGGCCCGUCCCGGGCCCGAGCGCAGGCCGAGGGCGGCCCCCCACGCGCGGGGCAACCAGCCUCGCGCUCGGCGGUCCGGUCCCGGGCGGCGCGUCCCCUGCGGACCGGCCUCCUUCCCCCGCCUGCGGCCGCAUCCCCCCACCCUGGGCCGGCCGCUGCCAUGGGCACCGACAGCCGCGCGGCCGGGGCGCUCCUGGCGCGGGCCAGCACCCUGCACCUGCAGACCGGGAACCUGCUCAACUGGGGCCGCCUGCGCAAGAAGUGCCCGUCCACGCACAGCGAGGAGCUUCGAGAUUGUAUCCAAAAGACCUUGAAUGAGUGGAGUUCCCAAAUCAACCCAGAUUCGGUCAGGGAGUUUCCAGAUGUCUUGGAAUGUACUGUAUCUCAUGCAGUAGAAAAGAUAAACCCGGAUGAAAGAGAAGAAAUGAAAGUUUCUGCAAAACUGUUCAUCGUAGGAACAAAUUCGUCCUCAUCAACUAGAAAUGCAGUUGACAUGGCCUGUUCAGUCCUGGGAGUGGCACAGCUGGAUUCUGUGAUCAUUGCUUCACCUCCUAUUGAAGAUGGAGUGAACCUGUCACUGGAGCAUUUGCAGCCUUACUGGGAGGAAUUAGAAAAUUUAGUUCAGAGCAAGAAGAUUGUAGCUAUAGGUACCUCUGAUCUCGACAAAACACAGUUGGAACAGCUGUAUAAAUGGGCACAGGUAAAACCAAAUAGUAACCAAGUUAACCUUGCCUCUUGCUGUGUGAUGCCACCUGAUUUGACUGCAUUUGCUAAACAAUUUGACAUACAGCUAUUAACUCACAAUGAUCCAAAAGAACUGCUUUCUGAAGCAAGUUUCCAAGAAGCUCUCCAGGAAAGUAUCCCUGACAUCCAGGCCCAAGAGUGGGUGCCCCUGUGGCUGCUGCGUUAUUCCGUCAUUGUUAAAAGCAGAGGAAUCAUCAAAUCGAAAGGCUACAUCAUCCAGGCUAAACGGAGGGGCUCCUAACUGCAGUCAGGAUCGUCACCUCCCAGUUGUAUUUUCCCUGAAUAUAUGAAACAAUUGAGAUAUGUAAAAAUCUAAUGACUGCCUACACAUGGUAUCCCCGAGGCAGGUAUUUCUCAGUGAUAGCUGACAUAUGUUACUGUCAAGAUUUGAAUACUUUUCUUGCCUCCACAUCACUCACACGAAUCUCUGUAUUGUUUCCAUUAAACUGUUGUUUUCUAAUUGAAGUUGUCUAUAAAGAAAAUACUUGCAAUAUAUUUUUUCCUUUAUUUUUAUGACCAAUAGAAAUCAAGUAAAUUUGCUGGCUAUAUAUCAGGGUAAUGUAUAUACACUUUUUUAUUUCCAAAAGUACCCAUUAAUUGCUUCUUAUUCUAUAGAAUGAGCAAUUUAAUUACAUUUGUUAAAACUGAAAUACUGGAAGAUAUUUUUCUUGUCAUUGGUUAGAUGAUUAUAUACCAGAGUUAACUGGAGUAGCCGGGUUCUACUAGUAGUGUAAAUAAAAAUGUACUUCUUCAUCAAUAACAUGAAUGGAAACAACAUUUUUUUACGUGUCCUUAAUAGUAUUUUAUUAUCAUGAUUUAGCCUUGUAUUCUUGUGCUAUAUUUUCUUGCUAUUAUUUACAAAGACAUACCAAAGUGAAUCUGAAAAAAUCAGAAAUUUAGAAAUUAUUGCUUGGGGUCUUUAUGAAGGCAUUAUCAUCAAUAGAAUUUUUAAAAAAAUUACCCAUCCUUAAUAUUUUUCUACUCAUUUAAAAAUAUUUCAUAAGGAUUGAGCAUUUUCUAUGUGCUCAGCACAUACUAGGUAAUGUGUGGGCUGUAGAGAACGGAGGCAGUACGGAGCCAAAGGUUAAAGUCAAAUAAAGUUUGUGAUUUUCAUUCCUCACUAAUAAUUGACUACAAGGCUGAAAGCCAGAAAAGGAAUGAAAACAACUUUUAAUUCAGGGACAAUGAUAGCUAUAUAAAUAACUUUGAGAUAUGAACUUAACUACUUCAAAAUAAAAGUAUAGAGCUUGAAGAAACUUUAUAUCAUUUAGUAUAAGUCCUCCUUGGUUUAAGAACCGGAAAAUAGGCCAGGAAAAUAGCUCAAAGAGCUGAAGCACAUACUUAGCAUGCAGGAGGCCCAGGUUCAAUCCCUAGCACUGCAUGAUCACCUAGCACCACCAGGAGUGACUCUCAAGCACUGAGUUAGGAAUAAACCUUGAGUAAUACCCAGGGGCUCCCCCCAGUUACAAAAGAGAGAGAGAGAAAGAAAGAAAGAAAACAAAAACCAAAAUAAAAUAGCGAAUAUAUUAGCUAUGACCUUUGAUAGAUAUUUCCUUAAUUUCACAAUUUUGUAUUUAUAACCCAAAUGGUUUGAAAAAUAUUUUAAAAUUUCAUAUAGUCUCAUAGUAGGAUACCUACCUUGCAUAUGUAAGACCCUGGGUUUGAUCCCUGGUGCAGAAAAUAAAAAUCUCUUGAUAAAUUCUUAAGAGAUUUUUUUUUCAGCAAAAUGAAUUCUCCCCCACUACCCAGUUUUGCAGAUUAAGGAAUUAUAAGUACACUAGACUCUUCCUAUCUUAAGGUUUUAUGGUUACUGGUUGAAUUAUUUGAUGAUUAAAAUUGUAAUAUGGAGACAAAUAAUUUUCUUGCUAAAUCUUACUUAGAUUCUGAGCUUUCUAAAGCCUUAUGUAGUUUUUGUAUUAAUUUUAUCUGAUGUUAUUAGUAUUUAAUUUUUAACUAGAAUUAUAUAAAUGCACAACUUUUCCAUAUAAAUCUUUAAAUAAACGCGCAUUUUAAUUUAAGCCUAUACACUGAAUUGGCCAGCAUAUUGAGGGAAGUGGGGGAACUUUACUAUCAAAUUCUCUUUCAAAACCCUGGACUUAAAAAUGGAUUGUUUAAAAGAUUUUUUUUUAAAGUGUGUGUGGCAGGGGGGAAUGUGAAAGUAUCCAAACUUCAGCAGGAGCUUUUUUGUGUUUUAUUCCUAACCCCUCUUGACAAAGAAGCAAGAUUGUAGAUUUAUUUUGUGAAGAUGAUCCUGUAAGGAACUUUUACAUUUUUUUUAACUUCUGUACAUUAAAUUUCUGUUAGUGAAUAACCUUUAAAUAAUGGGGUAUGGGUCUCUAUAUUUUACAAGCUGGUUUCACAACUUUUUUCAUGAAUUUAUCAGAAUAUAGUCCAUAUUUUUCAAAUAUUUAAGGACCUAAUGUUUAAAAAGCCAUAAACAAAGUAAUAUGACCAAAUAGUUGCUUAAUGUUGAAAUAGUUGCUUAAAGUUGAAUGCUAAGUUACCAGAAAUGUAUUUAACAAAUGGUUUUUCUAAGGAGAUGGGUUUCUGUUCAUCCAAGAUAGAAAGCAUUUAUCGAACUGUUUUUUUCCAGUAAACAUGAAAAGAAGCUGCAGCUUGCUAUUGCUUUUCUAAAAUACACUGACGCCUUACUUUAACACACUGUACUGUAACAUGGAAUUUGUUAUGUGAUGCAUUUAUCUUGAAUUCCCAUUUCAAAAAUUAUAGUCACCAGAAAGACAAAGAUGUUUUUACAAAAUAUGUUCAUGUGGUGUAAAUUCUGAAGACCACAUUUUGCCAAUGUGCUUAUAAAUGAUGUUUAAAAAUAACCUGAGUUAGAACUAGAAUCACAAAGAACAGGUAACUCCAUUUCAGUUCUCACAAUCACUUGGACAGCUCUGUGUGGAACAGAAAAUAAAAUUAGUCGAUUUUGAAUAAAUGGCUUUGAGUUUUCCAUGCCAGAGCCAAGUAAUAAUUAAAAUAGCAUCUCUGUUUUUAGUAAUAAAAGGUCUGAGACUCUUUAAAUUACUGUCUUUUUGUAACAGAUUUUCUUCCUAAUUUUUUCAUCCAAUAUUUUCAAUAUUGGGGAAUGUAAGGUGUUGAGAUGCUUGUAUCAUAUUGGCCAACAAUUCAUCUCCUUGCCAAAUGCACAUUUAGAGAAAUUU
Molecule: messenger RNA, 4051 nt
Organism: Sorex fumeus (smoky shrew)
Lineage: Eukaryota; Metazoa; Chordata; Mammalia; Eulipotyphla; Soricidae
Gene: GCLM
Product: glutamate-cysteine ligase modifier subunit
Exons: 7
Coding region: 304-1128 (274 amino acids)
Biological process (GO): glutathione biosynthetic process
Cellular component (GO): glutamate-cysteine ligase complex
Molecular function (GO): enzyme regulator activity; glutamate-cysteine ligase catalytic subunit binding
Source: RefSeq, a predicted model, not a curated record